Messenger RNA from Owenia fusiformis, 1048 nucleotides. Lineage: Eukaryota; Metazoa; Annelida; Polychaeta; Sabellida; Oweniidae. The record is from the annotation of a GenBank genome assembly.
UGCUACUCCCCAAACAUUCAUAAUAAUCUUUCAAGGCCUAACUGUUUUACUAUGUGUCAAGUUUUCAACCUUGACCUCAAAUUUUACGACAACAACAUAUUCAGCCAUGGUUGUCUUCCGGCCGGACCCCUGUGGCAUAUUUUGUCUGAUGUUGACGUAUUCAGCCGUUGGAUAUGCAGACUAUGUAGUUGUGAGGCAUCUUGUGAUACCAACGAUGUCACAGACAUUAUGGGGUGCCCUGAACACAGUUAUAUUCAACAUCAUUGUUUUCCUGAUUGGCUUUUCACACUUAAGAGCAGUGUUCUCAGACCCAGGAUGUGUCCCUCUCCCAAAGACGAAUCUCGAUUUCUCUGGAGUACAUGCGGGAGAAGUAAAAAGAGAAAAAGAAGCUGACGGCUGGACAGUAUGUAUGAAGUGUGAAACAUACAGACCCCCAAGGGCCCACCAUUGUAGAAUAUGUCGACGCUGUGUUCGCAAGAUGGACCACCAUUGUCCAUGGAUAAACAAUUGUGUUGGCGAGUUCAACCAGAAAUUUUUUAUACAAUUCCUUUUUUACGUAGGACUAGCUAGUAUACAUGCCAUAGUGUUAGUGAUAGUCUCCUGGAUAGUAGAUCCUGACAGUAUACAUUAUGAAUCAAAACAUAGUAGAAUAAUGCACACAGUCAUCUUGGUAGUAGAAUCAAUAUUGUUUGGAAUAUUUGUACUUGCGAUAGGUUGUGAUCAGUUCCAGGCGAUAUUACAAGAUGAAACAGCAGUAGAACAAAUACAGAGAAGGGGUCCUCACAGACAACAGAGAGCUACUAGGACACUAUUAGCAGAGGUCUUUGGUCGAGGUCCACCUUCUUUAUGGUUGUGUCCUUUUGAGUUCCAACCUCCGAACACUGAGCUAAAUAUGUAUGAAGUCUAGGAUAUACCUCUGUUAUAAGUUGUACAUUACAUGUACUGGAGAUGUGAUGUAGUGAUGCAGGAUUAUAUGAUGUCACUGUGCAGGAUUUGUGAUGUUUAUACAAUGCAGUUUUGUGAUGCAUAGUGCAGGAUUUCUGAUGUU